AUGGUCCUCUCACCUUCGGUCUACCAGGUCCUGGUGGGCGUAUUCGCCUCCAUGGGCGCCUUCAUGUUGGGAUAUGAUCUUGGAGUUAUAGCUGGCGUCGUCGCUUCGCCGACGUUUAUCGACGAGUUCAACGAGCCGAAUGCAGUCCACACUGGCCUUGUCGUUUCUCUCUUCACGGUCGGCUGUGUACCUGGUGCCGCCUUUGCUGGGCCUUUUGGCGACUAUCUUGGUCGCAGGGCCACCCUGGCGCUUGGCUCCGUGGUCUUCCUCAUCGGUGGUGCCAUCCAGACCGCGGCUAUGUCCCUCAGCUAUCUCUAUGGAGGCCGCUUCGUCGCAGGCUUGGGGACGGGCAUUCUCGUGAUGGCCGUCCCACUCUACCAGGCCGAGCUAGCGCAUCCUAACAUUCGUGGCCGCAUCAACGCUUUGGUGCAGUUCAUGCUGGGCAUUGGCUCCUUUCUUGCAGCUUGGAUCACAUACGGUACUCUUCUCAACAUCGAUGGUUCCAAUGCCCAAUGGCGUAUCCCUUUGGGUAUCCAGAACGCCCCGACUGUCUUUCUCGCCACCCUGAUCUGGUUCUUCCCUGAAAGUCCACGUUGGCUGAUGGACAAGGGCCGCGAGGAAGACGCUCUUCAUACCCUCGCUCGACUCCACGCCAACGGUAACACCUCGGACGCUUUCGUCCAGGCUGAGUUUGAGGAGAUCAGACUCUCCAUCCAGAUGGAGCACGAGUACGAGGCGAAGUCAUACAUUGAGCUGUUCCAAAGCAAAACUUCCUUCAAGCGUCUGUUGAUUGGUGUCGCGCUCCAAGCCUCUGGCCAAAUGACGGGCGUUUCGGCCAUUCAAUACUACUCCCCGACCAUCUUCGGGCAAAUUGGCAUCUCUACCAUCGACACAUUGAAGUACCAAGGCAUCAGCAACCUGCUCGCUCUCUUCGGCGAAGCGUGCUGCUUCCUCUUCAUCGACAAGCUCGGCCGUCGUUGGGUCCUGAUUGGCGGUAACCUGGUGCACAUGGUCUGCUUCUUAAUUGCUACUAUCCUGUUGGCCAAAUUCCCGCCUGGCUCCGCUGAAAACGAAUCUGCGCAAUGGGCAUUCAUUGCAUUUACCUGGAUCUACAACUACACUUUCUCCGCUACCGUAGGCCCACUAAGUUGGAUCAUUCCGGCUGAGAUCUUCGACACGAGGACCAGAGCGAAGGGAGUUUCCAUCUCGACUAUGACGACCUUUGCUUUCAACACUAUGAUUGGCCAAGUCACACCCAUCGCCAUGGAGCGCAUCGGCUAUCGAUACUACUUUCUCUUCAUCAUCUGCAACUUCACCAACGCACUGUUCUUCUGGCUGUUCCUACCCGAGACCACCCGUCUUCCCCUCGAGAAGAUGAACGAGGUCUUUGCGGGUCCUUGGAUCGUCGUGGGCUCAAGCAAGAGGGUGAAGGCGCUGCGGGAGGUCGGCGUGGAGGAUGGAGAGCUCGAGAAGAAGCAUGAUGGAGAGGAAGCGGAGCAUGUACAUGCUCGCAAGGUAUCUUUAUGA
Messenger RNA from Saxophila tyrrhenica, 1527 nucleotides. RefSeq lists its product as uncharacterized. Gene Ontology annotation, cellular component: membrane. The transcript has 5 exons. Gene Ontology annotation, molecular function: carbohydrate:proton symporter activity. Gene Ontology annotation, biological process: carbohydrate transport; transmembrane transport. The coding region runs from base 1 to 1527 and encodes 508 amino acids. Lineage: Eukaryota; Fungi; Ascomycota; Dothideomycetes; Mycosphaerellales; Extremaceae. The record is from RefSeq and is a predicted model, not a curated record.